GCUGCCGUCCGGGUUACUCGGCAACUUUCUUCCCGUAUUACAGAAUCCGCCUUUCCAACCGGGGACAGUUAAGGAAGAGUUAGUUAGUUGCGUCGGCUUAAAUGCAUAGGUAACUUUUUUAUUUAAACAAAAGUCAACUAAUGAAUAUGUUUUCAAAAAGACUGGGAGGUAUUUUAACUGUGUGGCAUAGGUGGAUGUUCAGUUUCACCUUAAUGUAUACGCUGGUCGUCUUACCCGCUUUCUCUGCGGGAAAGACAAUGAAAUACCAAACCUACGAAGAAGACGCUCCUGAUACGGUGAUUGGGAACCUUGCCAAGGACAUGUUCUUAAAUGCCGGCCUGGAUACCAAAACCAGUUUCAGGAUGAUGAAACAGUUCAACGCUUCUUUUAUCAGACUGAGAGAAAGCGACGGGCAUCUUACCAUUGGCGAGCGGAUAGACAGAGAGAGAAUGUGUAAGAAUUCUCUCCAGUGUCUCAUCGCUUUCGACGUUGUCUAUUUCUCCAAAGAGCAGUUUAAAUUAAUCCACGUUGAAGUUGAAGUAAAGGACAUCAACGACAACUCUCCCGAGUUCCCCAACAAGGAAUCGACCAUAGAGAUUUCUGAAAACGCAGCGCUUGGGCUCCGAGUCCCUUUAGAUGUUGCCGUGGAUGAAGACGUGGGCGCAAACUACAUUCAAAGCUACCAAAUUUCAGUAAACAGUCAUUUCACUAUUGAUGUGCUCAUCAGAGCAGAUGGGGUUAAAUAUGCGGAGUUGGUGCUAAUGAAAGAGCUUGACAGGGAGACUCAGUCAUUUCAUCUUCUCGAGCUUGUUGCUGUCGAUGGAGGAAACCCUUCCAGGUCUGGUACUACAAAAAUAAACGUCAAAGUCAAAGAUUUCAACGACAACAGUCCGAUUUUCGAACAGAGUAACGUAUCUGUUGACUUAUUCGAAGACGCACCGGUUGGGCUUCUUUUGCUGGAUCUAAAUGCAGUUGAUCCCGACGAGGGCUUAAACGGUGAGGUUGUUUAUGCAUUUGGAAAUCACGUAUCUGCCGAGAUACGGCAACUUUUCAAAGUGGAUCGUAAAACUGGUAGAUUAACACUUGAAAAUCCAGUCGAUUUCGAGACAAAGAAAACCUUUGAAUUAGACAUACAAGCAUAUGAUUUAGGUGCCAAUCCGACGCCGUCUACGUGCAAAAUAAUUAUUCAAGUGCAAGAUGUUAAUGACAAUGCUCCAGAAAUUAGUAUCACACCCAUGACUUCCAUCACGGCAGGUAUUGCGUACAUUACAGAGGCUGCGGCCAAAGACAGCUUCGUCGCUCUGAUCAGCACCUCGGAUAGAGACUCCGGGGCAAACGGACAGGUUCACUGCACGCUGUACGGGCACGAUCAUUUCAAACUUCAGCAGGCAUACGAAGACAGCUAUAUGAUUGUCACCACGGCGCCCCUAGACAGGGAAAAAAUUGCAGAAUACAACUUAACGGUAGUUGCCGAAGAUCUGGGAUCGCCGCCUUUCAGAACAAUAACGCAGUACACUAUUCGGCUAAGCGACGAGAACGACAACGCCCCUCUCUUCAGCAAACAAGUGUACGAAGUUUCCAUAGCGGAAAAUAACGCGCCCGGCGCGUGUAUCACCACUGUCGUGGCCAGAGAUCUGGAUCUGGGGCAGAAUGGCAAAGUUAUUUAUAGACUUUUGGAUUCUUAUGUCAUGGGGUCUCCGGUGGCUACCUUUGUGUCCCUUGACCCCAGCACGGGUGCAAUCUAUGCACUGAGAAGUUUCAACUACGAAGUGAUGAAGCAGCUGUCGCUGCAAGUGCAAGCGGCCGACGGGGGCUCGCCACAGCUUCACAGCAAGGCAGCCAUCAACCUAAAGAUAGUUGAUCAAAAUGACAACGCACCUUCCAUCACGCAACCCACCCUAAAAAACGGAUCCGCCGAACUCUUGCUACCAAAAGAUGCACCUUCAGGUUAUAUUGUAACCCAGAUAAAAGCUAAAGACGACGACGAGGGGGCAAACGCAGAACUGUCUUACAAAAUUGUUAACGGGGAAGGUUCGUUAUUUUCCAUCAACAGAUCCACGGGGGAUAUAUAUUUAAAGCAUGCACUGAACUAUGAUGUUAACGAAAGCUUGCAAAUCACAGUAACGGUCAGUGACAACGGGAGACCUUCGCUGACAUCGGCCGCCAAUAUCCGCUUCGCCGUCACUGCCGGAGCCCCCACAGGCCGCCGCACCACUCUUAAGCGGAAUAAUAAAGACGACUUCAUGCGAUGGGACACUUCAACGGUGCUAAUUCUCGUUCUGGCAGGGAGUUGCUCCAUCCUCCUGCUCGCCAUCAUCUUGAUCGCAACGACCUGCAACCAGCGGAAGAGGCUGAGAAAAAGCGGCUUCCCAGAAGGUUUGGAUAUGCCGCAAUUAGAGAAGGAGGAUAUGGGCAGCGACUCUCUGAUCUUAAAUCACAAUGGCGACGUGUUUGAGAGCCACACGUUUUCCACUAAAUCCGACACGGACAAUAACGUGCGAUCCUGUUCUGAAAAUGGAAACGAAAGGACGCGGACUUACGAUCCUGAAAACAGGAUGCGAGGUGUCAAGCUGGAGGGAUACUCUACGCUUCCUGGGUACGGAAAAGAAGCUGCAAAGCCAAUGGCAAUAUGGAAGGGCAACUCGUACUCUGCCAUCUCAGGCAGAGACCCCCAGUUCAGCGGAAAAGACAGUGGGAAGGGAGACAGCGAUUUCAACGACAGUGAUUCAGAUAUAAGUGGAGAUGGACUAAAAAAGGACUGUCCCCAAAACAUUCAGAAAGGUCUGUGGGCGUGUACGAGCGAGUGCAAGAUCCUGGGCCACUCGGACCGGUGCUGGAGCCCUUCGGCAUCCCGCGCUAACGGCAGCUGCUUUGCCAAGACUGCGUCUCUCCCACGGGACGCGCAUAGGAGAGACAACUGUUACCAAGCGCACAUACCGAAGACAGUUGGUUUGCAAAGCGUGUAUGAGAAAGUUCAGCACAGAGAUUAUGACCAUGUUCUAGUUUCACCACAGCAGCCUGUCAGGGCACAAGGAACUAAUGAGAGCCCCCUUCCGGUGUUCUCCCCCUCUACAACGCGCUGUCCGACAAAUAAUGUUUAACGGUUUAGUCAAAUUUCAGGCGUUUUUGACAAUGUCUAGUGGAAAUAAAGUAUCUCACUUGAGGGCUUUGAGGUAUUUAAUUUAUAUUAAUGUAAGUCGAUUGCAUCCAGUCACUUGUAUGAACAAUACUAUGUAUAUUAUGCAAAUUUUUGUACAUAUAGUAUAUUUUUGUAAGACAAAAUGCAACUGUAAAUGAAAUAUUUGUUUUAAAAGCAUGCUUUUAAUGAAACAAUUGCGACUGCAACCACACUUCCUUAGGUUUUCAGUAUGGACAAACCCCGUAUGAAGCAGAGAAAGAUGUGGAUUUUUAACAUUAAUGUGUUUAUAUUUGUUUACGCCUUCAUGACAAUUUGCUGAAAAUAAAUGGUCAAAUCUUGUUUAUUUUA
Messenger RNA from Brienomyrus brachyistius, 3487 nucleotides. RefSeq names its product protocadherin-8-like. Lineage: Eukaryota; Metazoa; Chordata; Actinopteri; Osteoglossiformes; Mormyridae. Gene Ontology annotation, molecular function: calcium ion binding. Gene Ontology annotation, biological process: homophilic cell-cell adhesion. The coding region runs from base 141 to 3101 and encodes 986 amino acids. The record is from RefSeq and is a predicted model, not a curated record. The transcript is spliced from 3 exons. Gene Ontology annotation, cellular component: plasma membrane.